Molecule: messenger RNA, 1744 nt
Organism: Telopea speciosissima
Lineage: Eukaryota; Viridiplantae; Streptophyta; Magnoliopsida; Proteales; Proteaceae
Exons: 4
Coding region: 58-1509 (483 amino acids)
Biological process (GO): endoplasmic reticulum calcium ion homeostasis
Cellular component (GO): endoplasmic reticulum
Molecular function (GO): calcium ion binding
Source: RefSeq, a predicted model, not a curated record
GCAACUCCUUUCGUCUUCUUCUUCCUCACUCACUCACUUUCUGAGACCAGUCGAGCCAUGGCGAAGCCAAUCCCUCCGACCUGGUUUGGAACCAUAUCCACAUUCUUAGCCCCACGAGGUGAGACCCUCUGGUACUUCCUCGCCGUCCUCUCCAUCCUCUCCGUCCUCGGUCAAGAACUCACCCGCUGCUCCGCCCUAGCUGCUGCAGCUGAAUUCGAAGGUUUCGGCGACGAAGCAGAAGAAGAACCUCUUGAUUCCCCACAAAUUACCGAUCUACCUUUUCGGUCACCCGUCCCUCCUCCUCCCGUCACCCAAUCUGACUUCGAAACUCAUCACGGCCCUCCAGAGCCCGCCACCUCAGCUUCGUCGCUGCCCUCUGAUCCCUCUCCCAAAGCCUCAGCUUUUGACUACUGGGACGAGGAUGAAUUCGAAGGUAUUCCGAUCACCGAAUCCCCACAAACGCCGCCGGAAACUGCCACUCAGUCUUCCCCGGCGGAAGAUUCCGAACCCACUAAACCGCCGGCAAAGCCCAGGUCUUACUAUAUUGAGAUCGGCUGUAUCAGUUUCUUAAUCUGUUUCGUGAUCAAUUACUUCGCUGGGAAAAAAGAGAAUGAGAAGAUUGCUUUGGCUUGGGCUUCCAAGUUUGCCACUAAGGAUUCGAUCUUUGACAAGAAUUUUAGUUUAUUGGGUACGGGUGAUGGGAAGGAUACGCCAUUGUUGUUGAAAGAGGGGCAGAAUAUGUUUAAGUUCUAUGCUAGUGGGAGGAGGUAUUGUCAGGGUUUGGUGGCUACCAUGGAGCUUCAGAGUCGGCAUGAUUUGAUAUCGAGAGUUUAUAAUUUGAUUGUGCCUUCUAAGGAUGAGAUUUCUUUUGAGGUUUUUAUGAAUGAUGAUGCCAUGGAUCAUGUGAUUUUUGCGCUUGCGAAGAAGAAGGCUGCCAAGGUGAUGCAGAAGGAGUAUAGGGAUCUUCAGGGGUAUGCAAAUUUGGUUUCGCCGCCGAGUAGUCGGAAAUGGGUUGUUGAGGAUUUGGCUGCUUUAUCGGAAUCACGGGAGGUAGCUGGUGAUCUGAUCAACGAUACCGUUCUCGAUCAGGUCUUUGGUGAAAAAACGUUCGAGAAAUUUGGAAAAGGGUUCAUCUCAAUGCAUUUUUCUGAUCAACAUUCGGGCACGCACAGGAAAAUUCUAUUGUUCAAGUUUGCUCUUCCAGAUGCCAACCACAUUGCUGACAUGACCCGAUUGGUGGCUCUUGUACCAUACUACAUUGACUUGAUAGGGCGUUAUAAAGUCAGUUCACAGGUUCGCUCUAAAACGGAAGCAGCCAGGUCCAAGGCUGCUCAAGAGGCAUACAAAGAACUUCUAAAUGCUAGGCAGGAAGCUUUGCAGAAGAGGAAGGCAGAGAAGAGAAAGAUGAUGGAGGAGGCUGAGGCGAAGCUCAGUGCAGAAGCACUUCGCAAGAAAGAAGCGAAAGACCGUGCACGGAAGGCAAUGCCAAAAGUGAAGCGUGUUCACUAGAGCUUAGAUCUCGUCAAUUGCUUGCCACAUUGCAACUCUGUAGUUCUCUCACUCACUCUCAACCCCCGGAGUCUUUGUUCACAUAUUUAGGUCAAAUUAUAAGCAUUGAAAGAUUUUGGGUGAUUAACCGUGAUUGCCUUGAUGAAGAGCCUAAAUCUGACUUCUCCAAUGUUUUUAGUUGAAAUGUUAGAGCAAUCCAAUUUGAAGAUCCAAGUGCAUUCUAAUUUGAAGACUG